ACAGGCCCGUUUAACACUGCCAUUUACAGUAGCAUGACCUUUAUGUUUGCGGUUGUUCACUAAACUACUUUAGCUGCUAUCACUUUGACAUCGUAAUCAGAUGCAGACAGGGUUAUCAAUAACCCAAGUCCAGACAGACAGACACUCGAUCGGAUGAAAACACUGCGAAUAGUGUGUGAAUUCGUAACGACAAGAUGGAUUUUAAAAACUCAUGGAAUAUUUAUUGGAUCUGUUUAUUAGUUUGCAUCGUAGGCGUUUUCUCAACUUCACUUGACACUAGCAGAGUUGGCCGCGUACGCCGUAACGCAUUUCAGAUGUGUCACAUGAUCAACCAGUACACAGGCCGCUCGUGCCUCAGCUUCAAUCCGUACGGCUGUUUCUGUGGUUACGGACAGAGGGGGAGUCAGCCCGUGGAUGCUGCGGACAGAUGUUGCAAGGCCCACGACGAUUGCUACGGGGAAGUCCACACGGAGCACCACUGCAGCUUCUGGAGCGGCCUCUUUGUGGGAUACAACCACCACUGUACCGGCACCGGGUGUAUGUGCAAAGAUGAGGCCAAGUGUGCCAGGAAGGUUUGCGACUGUGACCUGCAGCUUGCCAAUUGUCUCGGCAAGUCAGAGUUCAAUCCCCAGUACCAGCACUACGAUCGCAGACAGUGCGUCUGAUGAUUCAGUCAUGUGACUUUUCUUUCGGUCACGCGGGUUCUCUUUGCAAUCUCUAACUGUAUUACGAAAACAUCUGCAGCCAAGUGUAUAAAUCGGAUAACUCUUAUCCAGCGGAUAACUUUUGGUUAUUUUCACUUUAGGAUAUUUUUUGGGUUAGCGAUUGCAUAAAUAAAUAUAUAUCCUAACAGGUGCACGUUUUGGUUACGUUUCGGCCAUUUUUUAGCCAUGGUAUUUGACAUCGGUUAUGGUUAUAUGAAUAAAGGUUUUAGAAUCCAAUCUUGGCUAAAGAUAUCGAGAUUUAUAAAAUUGUCUGCAGCAUUUUAUAUGCAGUAUACAACGUAUACGAACAAUUCUGAUACUUGUAAAUGGAUUCAGGAUUUCCGUUGUACAUUUGUCCAUUGAUAUACAGUCCAGGAAUGUACGUUUGGCAAGCAGUGAAAUGUUUUGCAAGAGAUACAAUAUUUGCAUUGAUAAAUUACGUUGUGUUACACUAUAUUAAGGAUUAAGAUAGAUCUGCCUAUUCUUUCCAGUCUGUAGUUUUUUUCCGAACUGCACAACCUGCGUUCUAGUGGGAUUAUUUGCAUUUCAGCAGCAUUAUUUAUAAACAUUGUAUUUAUAAACAUUAUUUUUAAUGUAAUGUAUAUAUAGCUGUCCCCUUUAAAAUGAUGACGACUCAUCAUCACAUAACUGCUUUAGCAAGUUUCUUUUCUGUGUAAGACAGUAAUAAAGUAAUUGUUAUUAACGAUGUUUUUCAUUUAUAUUAAAAAAAAUAAUCUGGUAUUUUUUUUUAAUAAUUGCGUAUGUAUAUACAUGU
This is a messenger RNA of Dreissena polymorpha, 1479 nucleotides long. RefSeq names its product basic phospholipase A2-like. The transcript is spliced from 4 exons. Gene Ontology annotation, molecular function: calcium ion binding; phospholipid binding. Gene Ontology annotation, biological process: arachidonate secretion; phospholipid metabolic process; lipid catabolic process. The record is from RefSeq and is a predicted model, not a curated record. Lineage: Eukaryota; Metazoa; Mollusca; Bivalvia; Myida; Dreissenidae. The coding region runs from base 195 to 665 and encodes 156 amino acids.